Messenger RNA from Nicotiana tabacum (common tobacco), 728 nucleotides. Its product is annotated as nucleoside diphosphate kinase 1-like. The record is from RefSeq and is a predicted model, not a curated record. Gene Ontology annotation, molecular function: nucleoside diphosphate kinase activity. Gene Ontology annotation, biological process: CTP biosynthetic process; GTP biosynthetic process; UTP biosynthetic process. Lineage: Eukaryota; Viridiplantae; Streptophyta; Magnoliopsida; Solanales; Solanaceae.
UUUAAUUGUUAAAAUAGCCACACUCCCACAUUCACAAUUCAAAAUAACUGGAAAAAUGGAGCAGACCUUCAUCAUGAUCAAGCCUGAUGGUGUCCAACGUGGCCUGGUUGGUGAGAUUAUUGGAAGAUUCGAGAAGAAAGGUUUCUCUUUGAAAGGCUUGAAGUUAAUUACUGUGGAUCGUGCUUUUGCUGAAAAGCACUAUGCAGACCUGUCUGCAAAGCCGUUCUUCAAUGGGCUCGUUGAAUACAUUGUUUCUGGCCCCGUUGUUGCAAUGGUGUGGGCAGGUAAGAGUGUAGUUACAACCGGUAGGAAGAUAAUUGGAGCAACAAACCCGUUGGAGUCUGCUGCUGGCACCAUUCGUGGAGAUUAUGCUAUUGACAUUGGGAGGAACGUUAUUCAUGGAAGUGAUUCUGUUGAGAGCGCUAAGAAGGAAAUUGCUCUUUGGUUUCCUGAAGGUGUCGCGGAGUGGCAGAGCAGCCUUCACUCUUGGAUCUAUGAGUAAAAGAUUUUACGAGUUGACUAUCAAUAGCCCGUCCAUAUGCACACAGUGUGUAUCUCAUAGUGUCACCUAUGUGUAUCAACAACCCGUCUAUCUCUAUAUAUCUUUCCAAACUGCCUGAUGUUUGAGUAGAAAUAUUGUUGUUUCAGACUUGUUUCCAUUUGCUAGUUCAAGAAAACAGAGAUAUGAUAUGAGCAGAAUUAGUGUAGUCAUUUCACUUGAAGCUGUA